UGACUUCAUGGCAGGGAGCUUGUCCAUAGGAGGUCGGAGCUUACAAGGUGUGAGAAAUAUUUAACCUUUGCACAUGCUAGCUUGCUUUGUGGAUGUGAAUGCGUGUGAGCUGGUGCUGUAUGGACAGCUGACAAGCAAGGACCCACACAUGAUGUAUAUAAAGGGACUUUGUGUUUGAGUGAAAGUCACUUUGUGACUGAAGCCUUUCACUCACAGAAUGAAUGCCUUUCAGACGAUCUUCCUCUUGACUGUUGGUCUCUCUGUAGCCCACUCACUGGACUACAAGGCUCUCCAUCAGUUCAGGGCCAUGAUCCUGUGUAUGUUACCUGAUAGCUGGCCUGCUCUUGACUAUGCAGACUAUGGAUGUUACUGUGGAUACGGAGGCUCUGGCACACCCGUUGAUGAUCUGGAUAGGUGCUGCCAGAUUCAUGACCAGUGUUACAGUGACGCCAUGCAGCAUCCGGAGUGCUGGCCCAUCCUGGAUAACCCUUAUACUGAGGUUUACUCCUACACCUGUGAUGAGGCUAACAGAAAGCUCUCUUGUACAAACCAGAACGAUGAAUGUGAGAUGUUCAUCUGUGAGUGCGACCGCAAAGCCGCAGAGUGUUUCAGCAGGUCAGAGUGGAACCCCGAGCAUGAGCACCUGCCAAGUGACCGGUGUCAGUAGAGUCCUGCACAAACAGCUGCGUCAAGCAAGGAAUCUGUGCCACCUGCAUUUACAAACUGCUAUAUUACUUCAUCUGGUGUCAUUCUGAGUCACAGUGACCUUACAGGAUCAUUUACUAAUGAUGUGAUUCAUGCGUGGUCUCUUAAGCGUCUAUCCUUUCUCCAUCUGGAUGCUUCUGGUUGGACUUGCUGCUAUAUCUCACCCUAAAUGUCAUCAUGUUUACCAUCCACUUGAGUGUGAUGGUAAUUGCAAUUUUUAGUGCAGUUUGCAGUCAGCAGAGGGCGCUGUUCCUCAUUUAUCCCAUUAGUGUGUCGGAAGACAGAAAAGCAUCGACUUGCUCCACAACAGUUCUUUUCACUUUAUGUAACAUAAUCAGAAAUAAUAAAUGACUUUUUUUCCCAGGGGGAAA
Molecule: messenger RNA, 1076 nt
Organism: Poecilia latipinna (sailfin molly)
Lineage: Eukaryota; Metazoa; Chordata; Actinopteri; Cyprinodontiformes; Poeciliidae
Product: phospholipase A2-like
Exons: 4
Coding region: 218-667 (149 amino acids)
Biological process (GO): phospholipid metabolic process; lipid catabolic process; arachidonate secretion
Molecular function (GO): calcium ion binding; phospholipid binding
Source: RefSeq, a predicted model, not a curated record